Molecule: messenger RNA, 1110 nt
Organism: Aspergillus udagawae
Lineage: Eukaryota; Fungi; Ascomycota; Eurotiomycetes; Eurotiales; Aspergillaceae
Product: protein-histidine N-methyltransferase
Exons: 3
Coding region: 1-1110 (369 amino acids)
Biological process (GO): peptidyl-histidine methylation, to form tele-methylhistidine
Molecular function (GO): protein-L-histidine N-tele-methyltransferase activity
Source: RefSeq, a predicted model, not a curated record
AUGACAUCGGCGUUCAGCUUCGGUUUCUCUGGAGAUGACAUCGACAUUGAUGAGAACGAUCUCAACGGUGGUGAUGAGAGAGAUAUGAAUGCUGGGGAGCAUGCCAGCAACCAGAUCACUGGAAGAUUAAUGGAACCUCAGAAACACGAUAUGGGAGAAUGGAUCACUACAUUGCCAUCACAAAUAUCAUACAACAAGCUCGUAAUAAAUGCAUCUCAUGGAGACGAGGAGACGUUCUCCCUUGCACGUCGAGAAGUCUUCGACAUUCGGACUCAGCUUAUGGCCGAAGACAGUGCAGACCAUGAGAAUGAGGAACUUAUCUCAGGGCUAGAGAAGGGGGAUAUCAAGCCCAAUUUCUACGAAGGUGGCUUCAAGACAUGGGAGUGUGCGUUGGAUCUUGCCAAAUUGGUUGCUAGUGAAGAUCUGUCUCAUCAAGAUGCGGACCAGCACAUUAUCGAGCUUGGGGCUGGGACUGCGGUACCGUCACUGACUCUCUUCGGGCAAGCACUGUGUCGACCGGACUCAGCGACGAACAAGAUCCAUUUCACAUUCGCAGAUUACAAUUCUGCUGUCCUUCGCCUAGUCACGUUUCCGAAUCUGCUUUUGACUUGGAACUACAUAGUCACGCAUAGGGAUCCGCCCUCGAGGGAGGCAACUUCGGCUGGGGACCAGCCUGAUGAAGAGGAACUCGACAUCACGCCUGAGCUCCUGGAGAGCUUUCAGCAAGAUCUUGCAAGGAGGAGGAUCACCUUUGAGUUCAUUUCCGGUGCCUGGUCCCCUGCCUUUGUGGACUUGGUAUUCUCCAGUUACGGCCAGGGCAAAGGGCAAACAUUGAUUCUUGCGAGUGAGACGAUAUACUCUCCGGCAUCUCUAGCGCCCUUCUCAGAGACCUUGAUUGCCUUGCUCCGCCGGUCUGAAACCGAACAAGCGCGGAGCAGAGCCCUUAUAGCAGCGAAAAAGGUCUAUUUCGGUGUGGGAGGUGGAGUAGACGAGUUUUUGACGGUGCUGAAAAACCUCAAUGGCAAUGGCCUGGAUGUGGAGGAGCAGGUGAAUAUCAACUCGGAAGGGGUCGGUCGAGUGAUAUUAAGGAUUGCGCUCAGGAGUACCUGA